AUGAGCGAGAAACUACCUCACUUUGCGCCACCGGCCCCGACCGCAAGGCGAGGGCGCCACUGGAAGCCUGCCUCAUUUGUAGCCUUCGCUCUUCUAUCGCUGGCCGCCUUGCACCAUGGAUUCAAGAGGUUCACUUGCUCCCAUGCACCUCUUUCCCACCCGGAAGCAGUAGAGAGGAGCUUCUCGUGGUCCGAGAUUGAACCAAGCAGAACAUUGGACUGGCACAAGUGUUUCGAUAAGCAGUAUGACUGCGCUCGCUUAGACGUGCCGCUCAACUGGCUGGAACCCUCGGAUGCUCAGCGAGCCAUCAUUGCUGUUAUCAGACUGCGGGCCACUGAGACAGCCGACUACCGCGGCGCCAUGAUAUUCAAUCCUGGUGGCCCUGGUGGUUCGGGAGUAUGGGCAUUGAAAGAUCACGGCGAGCAUCUUCAGACAGUCGUCGGAAAGAACCAUGACAUCAUUUCAUUUGAUCCACGUGGAAUUGGCGCUUCAGUUCCGAGAAUCGAGUGCUGGGACUCACCGCAGAAGAAGCAGUUCUGGGACAACCAGGAGGUUCCAGUUAUUGAUGCCCACCCAGGUGUGCUCUACGACGCGUUCGCUCGCUCUAUUGCGUACUCUGUGAACUGCCAAACAACAUUGAGGGAUACCGCCAUUCUAGAGCACUCUAGCACAGCAUCGCAUGCACGGGACAUGCUGGAGAUUCUCAACCAGCUCGGCCAAGACAAACUGCUCUACUGGGGCUUCAGUUACGGCACUGUGCUUGGCGGAACUUUUGCCGCCAUGUUCCCCGACCGAGUUGGCCGUCUUGUUAGCGAUGGGAAUGUCGACUACCGCGAGUGGUACCUGGGCGAGCAUAUCAACUUCAUCCGCGACACCGACAAAGUUAUGAAGUACUUUUACGAGACGUGCCACGAAGCCGGUCCACUUAACUGCGCCUUCUACCAAUCAUCUCCCAAGGCAAUCGAGGACCGGCACUGGAAGCUGCUGGACAGUCUGAGGGUCAACCCUGUUCUCCUCCCGGCAGGUGAGAGCGGUCCGGAAGUUCCGGAGCUUGUAACCUACUCCAAGAUCAAGCGCCUUACAUCGACGACUUUGUAUCGUCCCAACUACUUCUUCAAGCCAUACGCUGAGAUCCUCGCUGCUCUGGAAAAGGGAGAUGCGCAACCAUACUACAAAUUUGUUGCAGGUGGCCGGGCACCGAUUGACUCGCUCUGCUUGGCUGAGACUGUCCCGCCAUCGGUUCCACUGACGAGCGGGGCUGAAGGCACCGAUGAUGCCUUCCCGGGUGUGUUAUGUUCUGAUGGAGAGCCAUUCACGGACAACGUCACACAGUUCGAGGAGUAUGCAAAAAAGGUUCAAGAACUCAGCACGUCUGCGGGUGCUGUCAAUGUUCUGUUCCGCAUCUCAUGCGCCGGCAGAACUGUCCGACCCGUAUACAGAUUUUCAGGGCCAUUCGAAGCAAACACCAGCUUCCCCAUCAUGUUCAUCGCCAACCACGCCGACAAUGUUACGCCGCUGAUCAGCGCCCGAAACAACUCGGCUGGCUUUCCUGGCUCUGUUGUUCUCAUUCAGAACUCUUACGGUGUACGUCGUCAACCACUGCUCAUCAGGGGUGCUCUGUACAAAGGCUAA
This is a messenger RNA of Phaeoacremonium minimum UCRPA7, 1632 nucleotides long. Its product is annotated as putative alpha beta hydrolase fold family protein. The record is from RefSeq and is a predicted model, not a curated record. The transcript has 7 exons. Lineage: Eukaryota; Fungi; Ascomycota; Sordariomycetes; Togniniales; Togniniaceae. Bases 1 to 1632 code for a protein of 543 amino acids.